AUGAUGUGUGCAGCGACCGCCUCCCCAGCCGCCGCCUCCUCGGGUCUCGGCGUGGAGGGAGGAUUCUUCCCCGUGUCCUGCCCGGCGCCUGGGGCGCUGCUGAUGUCCGGACCCGAGGGCUCCGCGGCCGCCGCGGCAGCGGCCGCUGCAGCCGCCGCCGCUUUGGGGCUCGGGCUGACACUUGCCGAUUCACGGAGCCACUACCAGCUGCUGCUGUCGGGCCGGGCCCUGGCCGACCGCUACCGGAGGAUCUACACUGCCGCGGUCAGCGAUCGCGAGCAGGGAGGCAGCGGCGCGGGGCACCCGGGCUCCAGGAGUAAGAAAAUUUUAAAUAAGAAAAAGCUGAAAAGGAAACAGAAGACUAAAUCAAAAGUGAAAACAAGAAGCAAGUCUGAAAACUUGGAGAACACAGUUAUCAUACCAGAUAUCAAGCUGCACAGCAAUCCAUCUGCUUUCAACGUGUAUUGCAAUGUACGCCAUUGUGUUCUGGAGUGGCAGAAGAAGGAAACAUCUUUGGUAGCUGCAUCAAAGAGCUCUGUGCAGAGUGGUGACUCAGACAGUGAUGAAGAAGAAGAAUCUAGAGAACCACCUGUCAAGCUUCCCAAGAUCAUUGAAGUUGGACUUUGUGAAGUUUUUGAGUUGAUCAAAGAGACACGGUUUUCUCAUCCAUCCCUGUGUCUUAGGAGUCUGCAAGCUCUGCUUAAUGUGUUGCAGGGUCAACAGCCAGAAGGCCUCCAGUCAGAACCACCUGAGGUUCUUGAGUCUCUUUUCCAGCUCCUUUUGGAAAUUACUGUUCGAAGUACUGGAAUGAGCGAUAGUACAGGACAGUCCCUGACUGCACUUUCUUGUGCUUGUCUAUUUAGCCUGGUAGCUUCUUGGGGGGAAACAGGAAGAACUCUUCAGGCUAUAUCUGCUAUCCUCACUAACAAUGGCAGCCAUGCUUGCCAAACCAUUCAGGUGCCAACAAUUCUAAACUCUCUCCAAAGGAGUGUACAAGCUGUUUUGGUGGGCAAAAUUCAAAUUCAAGACUGGUUUAGCAAUGGUAUUAAGAAGGCAGCAUUGAUGCACAAGUGGCCUUUGAAAGAAAUUUCUGUAGAUGAAGAUGACCAAUGCCUACUUCAGAAUGAUGGGUUUUUUCUCUAUUUGUUAUGCAAGGAUGGAUUAUACAAAAUUGGCUCUGGAUACAGUGGAACAGUGAGGGGUCAUAUAUACAAUUCUACAUCCCGCAUCAAAAACAGAAAAGAAAAAAAGUCUUGGUUAGGGUAUGCUCAGGGUUAUUUGUUAUAUAGAGAUAUGAAUAAUCACGGCAUGACAGCCAUAAGAAUAAACCCUGAAACACUGGAACAAGAUGGUACUGUAACAUUGCCAGAUUGCCACACAGAAGGACAGAAUAUUUUAUUCACUGAUGGAGAAUAUAUUAAUCAAAUAGCUGCUUCAAGAGAUGAUGGCUUCGUCGUUAGAAUAUUUGCAACAAGCACUGAACCUGUACUUCAGCAAGAAUUGCAGCUCAAACUUGCCAGAAAAUGUUUACAUGCCUGUGGCAUCUCCUUAUUUGAUCUGGAGAAAGACUUGCACAUUAUAAGUACAGGAUUUGAUGAGGAGUCAGCUGUACUGGGUGCAGGACGUGAGUUUGCACUUAUGAAAACUGCUAGUGGAAAGAUAUAUUACACAGGCAAGUACCAGAGCCUAGGAAUCAAACAAGGUGGGCCUUCAGCAGGAAAAUGGGUUGAGCUGCCAAUUACUAAAUCUCCAAAGAUAGUUCAGUUUUCAGUCGGCCAUGAUGGUUCCCAUGCUCUGUUAGUUGCAGAGGAUGGAAGCAUAUUCUUCACAGGAUCUGCCAGUAAAGGAGAAGAUGGAGAGUCAACUAAAAGCAGACGGCAAUCCAAACCAUACAAGCCUAAAAAAAUCAUUAAAAUGGAAGGAAAAAUUGUGGUAUACACAGCAUGCAAUAAUGGAAGUAGUUCUGUCAUAUCUAAAGAUGGAGAACUCUACAUGUUUGGGAAAGACGCCAUUUAUUCCGACAGUUCAAGUUUGGUAACUGAUUUGAAGGGCCAUUUUGUAACUCAGGUAGCCAUGGGAAAGGCUCAUACUUGUGUCUUAAUGAAGAAUGGGGAAGUUUGGACAUUUGGUGUAAAUAACAAAGGACAGUGUGGACGAGAUACAGGCUCCAUGAACCAAGGAGGGAAAGGUUUUGGAAUUGAAAACAUGGCAACAGCAAUGGAUGAAGACUUGGAAGAAGAACUAGAUGAGAAAGAUGAGAAAUCCAUGAUGUGUCCUCCAGGCAUGCACAAAUGGAAACUUGAGCAGUGCAUGGUUUGUACUGUCUGUGGAGACUGUACAGGUUAUGGAGCCAGUUGUGUCAGUAGUGGACGGCCAGACAGAGUCCCUGGAGGGAUCUGUGGCUGUGGUUCUGGGGAAUCUGGCUGUGCUGUGUGUGGCUGUUGUAAAGCCUGUGCAAGAGAAUUAGAUGGUCAGGAGGCAAGACAAAGAGGAAUUCUUGAUGCUGUGAAAGAAAUGAUACCUUUAGAUCUUUUAUUAGCUGUCCCUGUACCUGGAGUUAACAUUGAAGAACACCUUCAGUUGCGGCAAGAAGAAAAACGACAGCGUGUAAACAGGAGGCAUAGAUUGGAGGAAGGCAGAGGCCCCCUUGUAUUUCCUGGUCCUAUUUUUAUGAACCAUCGAGAACAGGCUCUAGCCAGACUCAGACCCCAUCCAGCACAGCUAAAGCAUAAACGGGACAAGCACAAAGAUGGAAGUGGAGAAAGAGGAGAGAAAGAUGCAAGCAAAAUCACAACAUAUCCUCCAGGCUCUGUCCGUUUUGACUGUGAACUCCGAGCAGUACAAGUCAGCUGUGGAUUUCAUCAUUCAGUGGUUUUGAUGGAAAAUGGUGAUGUUUAUACAUUUGGAUAUGGGCAGCAUGGCCAGCUGGGACAUGGAGAUGUUAAUUCCAGGGGAUGUCCUACUCUAGUACAAGCUUUGCCGGGGCCUAGUACACAAGUAACUGCAGGCAGUAACCAUACAGCAAUACUUUUAAUGGAUGGACAAGUCUUCACAUUUGGGAGUUUCUCUAAAGGACAACUUGGCAGACCAAUUUUGGAUAUGCCUUAUUGGAAUGCAAAACCUGCUUCCAUGCCCAAUAUUGGAUCAAAAUAUGGACGCAAGGCUACUUGGAUUGGAGCAAGCGGGGACCAAACUUUCUUGCGCAUUGAUGAAGCACUUAUAAACUCCCAUGUACUUGCUACAUCAGAGAUUUUUGCCAGCAGACACAUAAUAGGCUUAAUACCUGCUUCUAUAUCAGAACCUCCUCCGUUUAAAUGUCUCCUGAUAAAUAAAGUAGAUGGAAGUUGUAAGACAUUUAAUGAUUCUGAGCAGGAGGAUCUACAGGGGUUUGGUGUAUGUCUUGAUCCUGUUUAUGAUGUUAUUUGGAGAUUUCGACCAAAUGCUAAAGAAUUGUGGUGCUACAAUGCUGUAGUUGCUGACUCCAGGCUUCUUCCUUCUGCACCAGACAUGCAAUCAAGAUGUAGUAUACUGAGCCCUGAACUUGCUUUGCCUACAGGAUCAAGAGCUCUUACAACUAGGUCCCAUGCAGCUUUGCACAUCCUUGGUUGCCUUGAUACAUUGGCAGCCAUGCAGGAUUUAAAAAUGGGUAUAGCAAGUACAGAGGAAGAGACUCAAGCGGUAAUGAAAGUUUACUCCAAGGAAGAUUACAGCGUGGUGAAUAGAUUUGAAAGUCAUGGAGGAGGCUGGGGUUACUCUGCUCAUUCAGUUGAAGCAAUUCGUUUCAGUGCUGACACCGAUAUUUUACUGGGGGGUCUUGGUCUUUUUGGAGGUAGAGGAGAAUAUACUGCUAAAAUAAAGUUGUUUGAAUUGGGUCCAGAUGGAGGAGAUCAUGAAACUGAUGGUGACCUUCUUGCAGAGACUGAUGUCUUGGCAUAUGACUGUGCUGCUAGAGAAAAAUAUGCCAUGAUGUUCGAUGAACCAGUUCUUCUACAAGCUGGCUGGUGGUAUGUUGCAUGGGCUCGUGUAUCAGGACCUAGCAGUGACUGUGGAUCUCACGGACAGGCCUCUAUUACCACAGAUGAUGGGGUUCUUUUCCAAUUUAAGAGUUCAAAGAAAUCAAACAAUGGUACAGAUGUUAACGCAGGACAGAUACCUCAGUUAUUAUACAGGCUCCCAACCAGUGAUGGCAGUGCUUCAAAAGGUAAACAGCAAACCACUGAACCUGUGCAUAUUUUAAAGCGAUCUUUUGCAAGAACAGUCUCCACGGAAUGCUUUGAGUCAUUGUUGAGCAUCCUUCAUUGGAGUUGGACCACUUUAGUUUUAGGAGUAGAAGAACUUCGGGGAUUAAAAGGAUUCCAGUAUACCGCUACCCUUCUUGAUUUAGAGAGAUUGCGUUUUGUGGGUACUUGUUGUCUAAGGCUGUUACGUGUCUAUACCUGUGAGAUUUACCCUAUGUCAGCUACUGCUAAAGCAGUUGUAGAGGAAACAAGUAAAUUAGCAGAGUGUAUUGGGAAAACAAGAACUUUGCUACGAAAAAUUUUGUCUGAAGGAGUUGAUCACUGCAUGGUCAAGUUGGAUAAUGAUCCCCAAGGGUAUCUCAGUCAGCCAUUGAGUCUUCUGGAGGCUGUCCUUCAGGAGUGUCAUAAUACCUUCACAGCCUGCUUUCAUUCUUUCUACCCAACCCCUGCCCUGCAGUGGGCUUGCCUUUGUGAUCUCCUGAAUUGUUUGGAUCAGGAUAUCCAAGAAGCAAAUUUCAAGACAUCAAGUAGUCGACUGCUUGCAGCUGUUAUGUCAGCUUUAUGUCACACAUCUGUCAAGUUGACCUCUAUCUUUCCCAUUGCCUAUGAUGGAGAAGUAUUACUUCGAUCCAUUGUUAAACAAGUCAGUACUGAAAAUGACUCUGCCCUGGCUCACCGGUUUCCUCUGUUGGUAGCACACAUGGAAAAACUCAGUCAGAGUGAGGAGAAUGUCUCUGGAAUGACAAGCUUUCGUGAAGUUCUGGAGAAGAUGUUAGUUAUUGUUGUGUUACCGGUCAGAAAUAGCCUAAGACGAGAAAACGAACUCUUCUCCUCUCAUCUAGUCUCUAAUACUUGUGGAUUACUUGCCAGUAUUGUGAGUGAACUUACAGCAUCAGCCCUUGGAUCUGAGGUUGAUGGACUUAACUCUCUUCAUUCUGUCAAAUCCAGUGCCAACCGAUUUACUAAAACAAGUCAAGGAAGAAGUUGGAAUACUGGAAAUGGGUCUCCUGACGCAAUCUGUUUUUCUGUAGACAAACCUGGUAUAGUUGUGGUUGGCUUUUCUGUCUAUGGAGGAGGAGGAAUUCAUGAAUAUGAAUUAGAGGUCUUAGUUGAUGAUAGUGAGCAUGCAGGAGAUUCAACUCAUUCACACAGAUGGACAUCCUUGGAAUUAGUCAAAGGAACCUAUACAACUGAUGAUUCCCCUAGUGACAUAGCUGAAAUUAGACUUGAUAAAGUUGUUCCUUUAAAAGAAAAUGUGAAAUAUGCUGUUCGUUUAAGGAAUUAUGGAAGCCGUACAGCCAAUGGAGAUGGAGGAAUGACCACAGUCCAGUGUCCUGAUGGUGUAACAUUUACAUUCAGUACAUGUAGUUUAAGUAGUAAUGGCACAAACCAAACAAGAGGACAAAUUCCACAAAUCCUUUACUAUAGGAGUGAAUAUGAUGGAGAUUUGCAGUCUCAACUUUUGAGUAAAGCUAAUGAAGAAGAUAAAAACUGUAGUAGAGCUCUUUCUGUUGUGAGUACUGUGGUUAGAGCAGCUAAAGACCUCCUGCACAGAGCUCUUGCUGUAGAUGCUGAUGACAUUCCAGAAUUGCUUAGUUCUUCCAGUCUAUUUUCCAUGCUGCUUCCUCUUAUAAUAGCCUACAUAGGACCCGUAGCUGCAGCUAUUCCCAAGGUGGCUGUAGAAGUCUUUGGCCUUGUCCAGCAAUUGCUUCCUUCCGUUGCCAUUUUAAAUCAAAAAUAUGCACCCCCUGCAUUCAAUCCUAAUCAAUCAACAGAUAGCACCACAGGAAACCAGCCUGAACAAGGACUUUCAGCUUGUACUACCUCUAAUCACUAUGCUGUCAUAGAGAGUGAACAUCCCUAUAAACCCGCAUGUGUUAUGCACUAUAAGGUGACCUUCCCAGAGUGUGUAAGAUGGAUGACAAUCGAGUUUGAUCCUCAGUGUGGUACUGCACAAUCAGAAGAUGUUCUCCGUUUGUUGAUUCCUAUUAGAACUUUUCAGAACUCUGGAUUUGGACCAAAGGUGAAUUCUGUUCAUGAAAACCUCAAUUCAUGGAUAGAAUUAAAGAAAUUUUCAGGAUCUUCUGGAUGGCCAACUAUGGUUUUAGUCUUGCCAGGAAACGAAGCCCUUUUUUCAUUAGAGACCGCAUCAGAUUAUGUGAAAGAUGACAAGGCUUCGUUUUAUGGUUUCAAGUGUUUUGCAAUUGGAUAUGAAUUUAGUCCUGGUUCUGAUGAGGGAAUCAUUCAGUUGGAAAAAGAAUUAGCUAAUCUUGGUGGGGUUUGUGCAGCAGCUUUAAUGAAAAAGGAUCUAGCACUUCCUAUUGGUAAUGAAUUGGAGGAAGAUCUUGAAAUUCUUGAAGAGGCUGCUCUGCAGGUGUGCAAAACUCAUUCUGGUAUUCUUGGAAAAGGUUUAGCCCUUUCUCAUUCACCAACUAUACUGGAAGCUCUUGAAGGAAGCUUGCCACUUCAGAUUCAAAGCAAUGAACAAUCAUUUUUGGAAGAUUUCAUUGCCUGUGUUCCAGGAUCAAGUGGGGGACGACUUGCAAGGUGGCUUCAGCCAGAUUCUUAUGCUGAUCCUCAGAAAACAUCAUUGAUUCUCAAUAAAGAUGAUAUCCGUUGUGGUUGGCCUACUACAAUUACUGUUCAAACAAAGGAUCAGUAUGGUGAUGUGGUUCAUGUUCCUAAUAUGAAGGUUGAAGUGAAGGCUGUUCCUGUUUCUCAGAAAAAAACAUCUUUGCAACAAGAACAAGUGAAGAAGCUUCAAAGGAUUCCAGGCAGUCCUUCAGCACCAGCUACUUCCAUGAGUCCUGAUAUGACUUUUGGGGGGCUUGCAUCACCAAAACUUGAUGCUUCUUAUGAACCAAUGAUUGUAAAGGAAGCUCGUUAUAUAGCCAUUACUAUGAUGAAGGUUUAUGAAAACUAUUCUUUUGAAGAGUUGCGUUUUGCUUCACCAACACCUAAAAGACCAAGUGAAAAUAUGUUGAUCAGAGUCAACAACGAUGGCACUUACUGUGCAAACUGGACUCCAGGGGCCAUUGGACUCUACACUAUUCAUGUUACUAUUGACAGUAUUGAAAUAGAUGCUGGCUUAGAAGUGAAAGUGAAAGAUCCACCAAAAGGAAUGAUCCCACCUGGAACUCAGUUGAUCAAACCAAAGGCUGAACCUCAGCCAAAUAAGGUUCGAAAAUUUGUGGCCAAGGACAGUGCAGGGCUCCGUAUCCGUAGCCACCCUUCCCUUCAGAGUGAACAGAUAGGCAUAGUAAAAGUCAAUGGAACCAUCACUUUUAUUGACGAGAUCCACAAUGAUGAUGGUGUAUGGCUGAGACUGAAUGAUGAGACAAUAAAGAAGUAUGUACCUAACAUGAAUGGUUACACUGAAGCCUGGUGCCUCUCUUUUAACCAGCAUCUUGGCAAGAGCCUUCUGGUCCCUGUUGACGAAACUAAGUCUAAUACUGAGGACUUUUUCAAAGACCUGAAUUCUCGCUGCACACAAGAAGCAGUAAUGCAAGAACAAGAUAUGCCAUUCCUCCGAGGUGGGCCAGGAAUGUAUAAGGUAGUGAAGACGGGACCAUCAGGUCACAACAUCAGAAGCUGCCCUAACCUUAGAGGUAUCCCAAUUGGAAUGUUAGUACUGGGAAACAAAGUCAAAGCAGUAGGAGAGGUAACCAAUUCUGAAGGUACAUGGGUUCAGCUGGAUAAGAACAGCAUGGUAGAGUUCUGUGAGAGUGAUGAAGGAGAGGCAUGGUCCUUAGCUAGAGACAGAGGCGGAAAUCAGUACCUCCGACAUGAAGAUGAACAAGUUCUUCUGGAUCAGAAUUCUCAAACUCCUCCUCCAAGCCCUUUCUCAGUACAAGCUUUCAAUAAAGGGGCAGGUAACAAUGCCCAAGGAUUUGAUUAUGGACUUGGGAAUAACAAAGGUGACCGAGGAAAUUUCUCCAUAGCCUCUAGACCAGCUUCUCCAGCAGGAAAAUCAGAUCUAUCCUCUAAACACAGAAUAGAAAGCCGGUCACCUAAGCUUGAUGGACGUGUGAGCAGGACUGCUGCAGAUCAAAAGAAGCCAAGAGGCACAGAGGGCUUGUCUGCUAGUGAAUCCCUAAUGUUGAAAUCUGAUGCUGCAAAGCUGAGGUCAGAUUCCCAUAGUAGGUCUUUAUCUCCCAAUCAUAAUACCUUGCAAACACUAAAAUCUGAUGGGAGAAUCUCUUCUGGCCUUAGAGCCGAGUCUCCAGGGCCAGGAUCUCGAUCAUCUUCUCCUAAGCCAAAGACUCUCCCAUCAAAUAGGUCCAGUCCACCAGGUGCUAGUCCUCCACGCUCCUCUUCUCCACAUGACAAGAAUCUACCUCAGAAAGGCCCUGCUCCUGCUAAGGCAAAGCUUGACCCUCCUCGGGAACGAUCCAAAUCAGACUCCUAUACGCUGGAUCCAGAUACUCUCCGCAAGAAAAAGAUGCCCCUCACAGAACCAUUAAGAGGUCGAUCCACAUCACCUAAGCCAAAAAUAAUACCAAAAGAUUCUAAAGUUUCUCCUGGAACUGAAAAUAGAGCUCCUUCUCCACAUGUCGUGCAAGAAAAUCUUCACAGUGAGGUAGUUGAAGUCUGCACUUCUAGUACCUUAAAAACAAAUAGCAUAACAGACAGCACUUGUGAUGAGAGUACUGAAUUUAAGAGCGUGGACGAGAGCACCAGUAAAGUGCACUUCAGCAUAGGAAAAGCUCCUGUGAAGGAUGAACAGGAAAUGAGAGCCUCUCCAAAGGUAAGCCGAAAAUGUGCAAAUCGGCAUGCCAGGCCCAAAAAGGAAAAGUCAGGCUUCCUUUUCAAAGGAGAUGGAGCCAGACCUUUAGAGCCAGCUAAGCAAGCAAUGUCCCCUUCUGUUGCUGAAUGUGCCAGAGCAGUCUUUGCCUCUUUCCUUUGGCAUGAAGGUAUAGUCCAUGAUGCAAUGGCUUGUUCUUCUUUUCUCAAAUUUAAUCCAGAACUCUCUAAAGAACAUGCUCCAAUAAGAAAUAGUUUGAAUAGUCAACAACCUACAGAAGAAAAAGAAACAAAAUUGAAAAAUAGGCACUCUUUGGAAAUAUCAUCUGCUCUUAAUAUGUUUAAUAUUUCACCUCAUGGACCGGAUAUAUCUAAAAUGGGCAGCAUCAACAAAAAUAAAGUCCUGUCAAUGCUUAAGGAACCACCUCUCCAUGAAAAAUGUGAGGAUGGAAAAACAGAAGCCACUUUUGAAAUGUCCACACACCACACAAUGAAAUCCAAAUCUCCUCUUCCUUUAACCUUGCAACACUUGGUAGCCUUUUGGGAAGACAUCUCUUUGGCUACCAUCAAAGCCGCUUCCCAGAACAUGAUAUUUCCAAGUCCUGGCUCUUGUGCAGUACUUAAAAAGAAAGAAUGUGACAAAGAUAAUAAAAAGACUAAGAAGGAAAAAAAGAAAAAAGAAAAGGCUGAAGCCAGGCCAAGGGGUAAUUUGUUUGGUGAGAUGGCCCAACUUGCUGUGGGGGGACCAGAGAAAGAUACCAUCUGUGAGCUAUGUGGAGAAUCACAUCCCUAUCCAGUAACUUAUCACAUGAGGCAAGCUCAUCCAGGUUGUGGCCGGUAUGCAGGUGGACAAGGUUAUAAUAGCAUUGGACACUUUUGUGGAGGAUGGGCUGGUAACUGUGGUGAUGGUGGCAUAGGAGGAAGCACUUGGUAUCUGGUGUGUGACCGUUGCAGGGAAAAAUACCUCCGUGAAAAGCAAGCAGCAGCAAAGGAGAAGGUAAAACAAUCUAGGAGAAAAACAAUGCAAGUUAAGACUCCUCGUGCCUUGCCCACCAUGGAGGCCCAUCAGGUGAUUAAAGCAAACGCACUCUUCCUAUUGUCCUUGAGUAGUGCUGCCGAACCCAGUAUUCUGUGCUACCAUCCUACUAAACCAUUCCAGUCUCAGCUUCCCAGUGUGAAAGAAGGCAUCUCUGAGGAUCUUCCCAUCAAAAUGCCUUGUCUCUACCUGCAGACAUUAGCUAGGCAUCAUCAUGAAAAUUUCGUGGGAUAUCAGGAUGACAACCUCUUCCAAGAUGAAAUGAGGUAUCUACGUUCAACAUCGGUACCAGCACCAUACAUAUCAGUAACUCCUGAUGCAAGCCCUAAUGUAUUUGAGGAGCCAGAGAGUAAUAUGAAAUCCAUGCCACCAAGUUUAGAGACUAGUCCCAUAACAGAUACUGAUUUGGCAAAACGAACUGUCUUCCAAAGGUCAUACUCAGUUGUUGCCUCAGAAUAUGACAAACAGCAUUCCAUUUUGCCUGCACGCGUUAAGGCCAUUCCUAGAAGAAGAGUUAACAGUGGAGAUACUGAAGUUGGUUCCUCUCUCUUAAGACAUCCUUCUCCUGAGCUUUCUCGACUAAUUUCAGCCCAUAGUUCUCUUUCCAAAGGAGAAAGAAAUUUUCAAUGGCCAGUUUUAGCUUUUGUUAUACAGCAUCAUGAUCUGGAAGGUCUUGAAAUAGCAAUGAAACAGGCCUUACGGAAAUCUGCUUGCCGAGUUUUUGCUAUGGAGGCUUUCAACUGGCUUUUGUGUAAUGUCAUCCAAACAACUUCUCUCCAUGAUAUUCUCUGGCAUUUUGUGGCUUCACUGACCCCUGCUCCAGUGGAACCAGAGGAAGAAGAUGAUGAAGAAAAUAAAGCAAACAAGGAAAAUGCAGAACAAGAGAAAGAUACCAGAGUGUGUGAGCAUCCACUUUCAGACAUAGUGAUUGCCGGUGAAGCUGCUCAUCCUUUGCCACACACAUUCCACCGCUUGCUUCAGACAAUCUCAGACCUUAUGAUGUCUCUCCCCAGUGGCAGCUCAUUACAGCAAAUGGCACUCAGAUGCUGGAGUCUCAAAUUCAAGCAAUCAGACCAUCAGUUCCUCCAUCAGAGCAAUGUUUUUCAUCAUAUUAACAAUAUUCUUUCUAAAUCUGAUGAUGGAGAUAGUGAAGAAAGUUUUAGCAUCAGUAUACAAUCUGGCUUUGAAGCUAUGAGUCAGGAAUCAUGUAUAGUAAUAUGUUUAAAAGACCUAACCAGCAUUGUAGACAUAAAAACAUCAAGCAGACCUGCCAUGAUUGGCAGUUUGACAGAUGGAUCAACCGAAACAUUUUGGGAAUCGGGAGAUGAGGAUAAAAACAAAACUAAGAAUAUCACAAUCAAUUGUGUAAAAGGAAUCAAUGCUCGUUAUGUUUCUGUUCAUGUAGACAAUUCAAGAGACCUUGGGAAUAAAGUGACCGCAAUGACUUUCUUGGCUGGCAAAGCAGUAGAAGAUCUGUGCAGAAUCAAACAGGUUGACCUAGAUUCCAGGCACAUUGGUUGGGUGACAAGUGAACUUCCAGGUGGGGAUAACCACAUCGUAAAAAUUGAAUUGAAGGGCCCAGAGAACACAUUGAGAGUUCGACAAGUUAAAGUCCUGGGCUGGAAAGAUGGAGAAAGCACUAAAAUUGCAGGUCAGAUCUCAGCUAGUGUGGCCCAGCAAAGAAACUGUGAAGCAGAGACUCUACGAGUAUUCAGACUUAUUACUUCCCAGGUAUUUGGAAAACUUAUCUCAGGAGAUGCUGAACCUACACCAGAACAAGAGGAAAAAACACUUCUGUCUUCACCUGAAGGAGAGGAAAAAGUACACAAUGCAACAUCAGAUGCUGACCUGAAAGAACACAUGGUUGGAAUCAUAUUCAGUAGGAGUAAGCUAACAAAUUUACAAAAGCAGGUAUGUGCCCAUAUAGUCCAGGCCAUUAGAAUGGAAGCCACCCGAGUACGUGAAGAGUGGGAACAUGCAAUUUCCAGCAAGGAGAAUGCUAAUUCUCAGCCCAAUGAUGAAGAUGCCUCCUCUGAUGCAUAUUGCUUUGAACUGCUCUCCAUGGUCCUAGCAUUGAGUGGGUCCAAUGUGGGUCGACAGUACCUUGCUCAGCAACUAACUCUUCUUCAAGAUCUUUUUUCAUUGCUGCACACAGCCUCCCCUAGAGUGCAGAGACAGGUGACCUCUUUGCUAAGACGGGUUUUGCCUGAAGUGACUCCUAAUCGCCUGGCCAGCAUCAUAGGCGUGAAGUCCCUUCCACCAGCUGAUAUUAGUGAUAUAAUUCAUUCAACAGAAAAAGGAGACUGGAAUAAACUAGGUAUCUUGGAUAUGUUCCUGGGAUGCAUAGCCAAAGCCCUCACAGUACAGUUAAAGGCCAAAGGAACUACCAUCACAGGAACAGCUGGCACUGCUGCAGGGAAAGGAGUUACAACAGUUACCCUUCCAAUGAUUUUCAAUUCCAGUUAUAUUCGACGAGGUGAAAGCCAUUGGUGGAUGAAGGGCUCAACUCCCACCCAGAUUUCAGAGAUCAUUAUUAAACUUAUAAAGGACAUGGCAGCAGGUCAUCUAUCUGAAGCAUGGUCCCGUGUUACCAAAAAUGCCAUUGCAGAAACCAUCAUCGCCUUGACAAAAAUGGAAGAAGAAUAUAGAUCUCCAGUGAGAUGUAUUGCCACAACCAGGCUCUGGCUGGCCCUGGCAUCACUGUGUGUUCUAGAUCAGGAUCAUGUGGAUCGGCUCUCUUCAGGAAGAUGGAUGGGAAAGGAUGGACAACAGAAACAAAUGCCUAUGUGUGAUAACCACGACGAUGGUGAAACUGCCGCAAUCAUCUUAUGCAAUGUGUGUGGAAAUCUGUGCACCGACUGUGACAGAUUCCUCCAUCUUCAUCGCCGAACCAAAACUCAUCAGAGACAGGUCUUCAAAGAAGAGGAAGAGGCUAUUAAGGUUGACCUUCAUGAGGGCUGUGGUAGAACCAAACUCUUCUGGUUAAUGGCACUAGCAGACUCUAAAACUAUGAAGGCAAUGGUAGAGUUCAGAGAACAUACAGGUAAACCUACCACAAGUAGCUCCGAAGCAUGCCGUUUCUGUGGUUCCAGGAGUGGAACAGAGUUGUCUGCUGUUGGCAGUGUCUGUUCUGAUGCUGAUUGUCAGGAAUAUGCUAAAAUAGCCUGUAGCAAGACACAUCCUUGUGGCCAUCCUUGUGGCGGCGUCAAAAAUGAAGAACACUGUUUACCGUGUCUGCAUGGCUGUGAUAAAAAUGCCACAACACUUAAGCAGGAUGCUGAUGACAUGUGUAUGAUAUGCUUCACUGAGGCACUUUCAGCAGCACCAGCUAUUCAGUUGGAUUGUAGUCACAUAUUCCACCUGCAGUGCUGUCGACGAGUUUUAGAAAACAGAUGGCUCGGGCCCCGGAUAACAUUUGGAUUUAUAUCUUGUCCUAUCUGCAAGAACAAAAUAAAUCAUACGGUAUUAAAAGACCUGCUUGAUCCAAUCAAAGAACUCUAUGAAGAUGUCAGGAGAAAGGCCUUAAUGAGAUUGGAAUAUGAAGGACUGCACAAGAGUGAGGCUAUCACAACACCAGGCGUUAGGUUUUAUAAUGACCCUGCUGGUUACGCCAUGAAUAGAUAUGCAUAUUAUGUCUGCUACAAAUGCAAGAAGGCAUAUUUUGGUGGUGAAGCUCGCUGUGAUGCUGAAGCUGGGCAAGGGGAUGACUAUGAUCCUAGAGAGCUGAUUUGUGGAGCAUGUUCUGAUGUAUCCAGGGCUCAGAUGUGUCCCAAACACGGUACAGAUUUCUUAGAGUACAAAUGCCGCUACUGCUGCUCUGUGGCUGUGUUUUUCUGUUUUGGAACAACACAUUUUUGUAAUGCAUGUCAUGAUGAUUUUCAAAGAAUGACAAGCAUCCCCAAAGAAGAACUUCCACACUGUCCUGCAGGUCCCAAAGGCAAACAAUUGGAAGGAACAGAAUGUCCACUACAUGUUGUCCAUCCACUUACUGGAGAAGAAUUUGCUCUGGGUUGUGGGGUUUGUAGAAAUGCUCACACAUUUUAGACCAUCUAAUUUUAUUUGCCUGAAAAAACAGCUGCCCUUGUCAGGAAGAGAAUACAGUGGACUCUAUACACUUCUCAGGAUGAGGAUGGGACCAUUUUAAAAUUUAAAAAAAAAAUUACAGUGCAAGAAGGAUGCCAAAUACCAUGUACAUAAUUCUUGCUGUGGAAAAAAAAAUGCCUUUUUUUUUUAACCAAGACAUCCACUUUGUGAGAUGUUUGCAUGUGGCCAUUACAGUCAUCGGCUAUGAAGCAUUGGAUAUUUAUAGAUAAUUGAUAUAAAAGGAUCACCAUGCCCAUAGACUACAAAUGAUGCUGGCUGUCAGGCAAAGAAAAUUUUAAAAAAAAUCAUUGGUUAUUGUAUACUGACUUUUUGUAAACCUGUACAAUUGUAACUGCAUCACGGGAGGGGGUAAAAAGAAGAAUAUUCUGGUUUAUUUCCUAGACUGUUAUAAAAAUUGUGUUUGGAAGGCAUAUUAAUGUAAUAAGCAUCACACUGUAUAUAAAGAUAUCAAUGUUUGUCCUGUAUAAGAAUUACUAAAUUACAAAAGCAAUUUCAUUUAAACUUCUAGGUUAUGUUUGAGCCUGAAAUUUUAAUGAAGUGCAAUACUGAGUGUGCCUCAUAUCUUGCAGCUGUAAACAUAAUGGAAUGUACAUGUCAAUAAAGCCACUGUACAUUUUUAUACAGUGAUAAAGUCUGA
Messenger RNA from Trichosurus vulpecula (common brushtail), 14758 nucleotides. It is a transcript of the gene MYCBP2, whose product is annotated as MYC binding protein 2. Gene Ontology annotation, cellular component: nucleus. The coding region runs from base 1 to 14061 and encodes 4686 amino acids. Lineage: Eukaryota; Metazoa; Chordata; Mammalia; Diprotodontia; Phalangeridae. The transcript is spliced from 83 exons. The record is from RefSeq and is a predicted model, not a curated record.